Messenger RNA from Acanthoscelides obtectus, 238 nucleotides. The record is from the annotation of a GenBank genome assembly. Lineage: Eukaryota; Metazoa; Arthropoda; Insecta; Coleoptera; Chrysomelidae.
GCGCUACUAAGGGGGAUGGUGACAAAAAACGGCGCGUUGAAAAACGACGUUUUUUUUGUACUUUGGUCUAGAAGAGACUGGUCUAGAACGUACUUUGGUCCAGAACGUGUAGUGGUCGGGAACGCCUAUAAGUUUUACGGUACAAUUUCACAUGCUAUUUUAGGUGGUCGGGAACGCCUAUAGCUGUACUUAAUGUCACAGUACGGUACAGCAUACUGCCUAAAAUGUCAAAAACACU